AAUAGCACAGUUACCCUAGUUAUUUUUUCGUUUUGCUUUUGGGUAUCAUCUCUGCAACUGAAAUUACCAGUUUUGUCGAGUCAAACCAGUGACACCAGCUGACCGUCGGAGCCGGAAUCCGCCGCCGCCGCAGAUCAGUGCCGCUGGAUCUUGCCCAAUGAGUGACAUUUUCUUCUUAUUAUGGCUGCCAAAUCGGUGAAGAGAAGAUCAAAGAAGUCUUCAUCGGACUCAAACCCAACAAGUUCUACUAACAAUUCGAUGGCGUCUUUGCCUUCGCCCUUGCGUUCGAGAUUUUGGAUUGUUCCUAUUAUAAUUACAUCUGUUUUGUUUGUAUUUGCUAUGAUUCUUUUUAGCGUUUCGCCGAACAAGCUUAGCCCGCUUGUUUCCGACGCGGACGUUGAUCUCAUAUACGGCGUUGAAGUUGUGAAUGAGUUUCCUCAUGAUCCCGAGGCUUUUACUCAGGGGCUUCUGUAUGCAGGGAAUGACUCCCUUUUUGAAUCUACUGGACUUUAUGGGCAUUCAUCUGUUCGAAGAGUUGCUCUUAGGACUGGAAAGGUUGAGGCUAUUCACAAUAUGGAGUCUGCUCACUUUGGGGAGGGUAUGACUCUCCUUGGUGACAUGCUAUUUCAAGUUACUUGGAUGAAGGAUACUGGUUUUAUAUACCACCGAAAGAACUUAACCCGAAUUAAGAGAUUCACCAGUCCAAUGCCUGACGGUUGGGGCCUAGCCACUGAUGGAAAUAUUUUAUUUGGAAGUGAUGGGUCUUCAACCUUAUAUCAUAUUGAUCCUCAAACAAUGAAAGCUCUUGAAAAACAUGUCGUCAAGUACAAAGGCCAAGAAGUUCACAACCUAAAUGAACUCGAAUACAUUAACGGCGAAAUAUGGGCAAAUGUUUGGCAGACAGACUGCAUCGUGAGACUAUCGAGCAAAGGCUCCCGCGUACUGGGGUGGAUCUACCUACCUAGCCUGAGGGAAGAACUAUUACAAAAUGGAAAUACGGGAAUUGAUGUCUUGAAUGGCAUAGCAUGGGAUGAGGAACAAAACCGUCUUUUCGUGACAGGGAAGUUGUGGCCAAAGCUAUAUGAGAUAAAAGUGCAACCAUUGAAGAAUCCAUUGAAGGACCUUAUACCAAAGGUCUGCAUACUUCCCCGGUUCAAUUUCAGACAACAUUAGAUUCAAUAUGUUCAACAAUUUAACAAUAUAUCUAUAUCAGAAGAUAGACAUAACUUCAGUUUAUUGGGGUAGGCUAAUUAACUUAAGUUUUCUUUGUUAUUUA
Andrographis paniculata is the source of this 1276-nucleotide messenger RNA. Its product is annotated as glutaminyl-peptide cyclotransferase-like. NCBI's taxonomy places the organism in Eukaryota, Viridiplantae, Streptophyta, Magnoliopsida, Lamiales, Acanthaceae. The transcript is spliced from 10 exons. The record is from RefSeq and is a predicted model, not a curated record. The coding region runs from base 181 to 1173 and encodes 330 amino acids. Gene Ontology annotation, molecular function: glutaminyl-peptide cyclotransferase activity.